AAAAAAAAAAUUAAAAAAAAAAAAAGAGAGAGAGACAAAAAUAAUGGACUUAUUUUAAAAAAAAAAAAAAAAAAAUCUUGCACGUGACAGGAACUAAGCUCACGUGAUUGAGAUUCAUUAGGAGCGAGCGAGAGAAAGGGAGAAGAGAGAUUUAGCUGAGAAACUGUCAAUGGCGGUUGUGUUUUCCUUGCCGCUAAAUUUGGAGUUUGAUAAUUGAUUCAACCGAAAACAUACAAGAAAAUGGGAUCUUCCAAACGCGGCGCAGACACCACACGCACCCUCAGCGACCACACUCGCACCCUUUAUCAUCGUCUCCACCAAGCUCUCAACCUUGGAACCAGGUAUGGAACUAAAUGGCAGUGUGCUGAUAUUGAGAUACAACGACAUGUCAUUCGCUCUAUUGUGGCUUUUCUUGAUUCUAUUUCUAAAGAUUCUUUUCACCAGCCACUUAUUAAGGAUUCUAUUGGUGAUGUGGUUGAAGCAUUGGUAUGGAUUCUUGAAUGUAAAAACAUGGCUAUAUUGAGCAUGACAACAAAUGUGACCUUGAAAUUGGUUAGCAUUUUACCUUACUCAGUUCUACAGUCUUAUGUGUUAGAUCUUGUUAGUCCUUUGUCAUCCUUGUUAUCUUACCAUCAAACAGACGUUGCUACGUCAUGUGCCAAUGCGCUAAAUCAUGUUCUCUCGAAUCUGAGUAUUAAGAAUGAAAAGGCGGUUUGGGAUGUUCUCAAGAAAAGAGAAAGUGUACAACAUGUAAUUUGUAAUAUUCGAUCUUUCUCUAGAGGUACAUUGCCUUUUGAAAAGUUCCAGCAGAUGGCUUUGCUGUUAAGUACAAUACUACAGAGAUGGCCUCCAUCUAGAUUUCUUGUAUGGAGUGAUGCUAAUCUUAUGAGAACCUUACUUGACAUUCUUGUAAAGCCAGAUUUUUGUGAUAAAGUGGAAGUUUUGAAGUUACUUUCUUCCAUAGCUUUAUGUGGUAGUGGGGCAUUGAAGCUUCUGGAAAAUGGAGAAACCCUCUUGAAAAUGAUGGUGCAAUGCAUGAACAUGUCACAACCCCAAUCUGUUCGUAUGGAAGCAUUCAAGCUUGCCCAAUGCUUAGCUAUAAAUGAACAGAGAUUUUUCAAAAUGAUGAGCCUGUGUUGUGAACCUAUUAUUCAAGCCAUACUUUCUGAAAUGAGCAAGUGGAGCAAGAAAUCAGGAAAGGUUGCUGUUGAACGGAUAUCUUUGGUACAAGAGGCAUGUCUCUUGGCUCUAAUAACACGUUGGGGAGGGAAGCAUCAUAUCUAUUUUUGGGAACAUGGGAUCGACAAAGUCCUCAUUGGUCUUCUCCUAGAAAAUUCUCACAACAAGCUGCAUCAAAGUUGUUUGACAAUGGAAGAGGAGAUAUCUAUUGCACAGGAGGGUCUUAGCUCUUCUUAUAAUCUUGUUUUGAGGAAUUAUAUAUGGAAUAUUCUAGGAUGGCUUGCCAUAUACUGUGAGGAAGGCUUUAAUCCCGAGAUAAAUGGAAAUAAUCUUUACAUUGAUGUACUCAUUACAUGUUCAUGCUUGGCUUUUGUGGAUGCAAUUGAGAAACGACACAGAUUAUGUCAAAGUGUUACAGCUGAUAUCGUACGAAGUGAAUCAGCAACGCAGGCUGUUUUGAUGAUGAUUAACUCUCCCUGCAAAUAUAUUGCAAUAAAGGCAACAUUCAGACUAUCAGAAAUACUAAGGCCAAAUGGCAAAGACAUUUUGAAACAUUUGCUAUCUACCCUAGAGUAUGUAUCAUCCAGGAACAAUUUCGAUAGACUACAGAUCACCAUUUACUUAAUGGCUUUGGUAUGUUAUAUUGGUUUGCCAGAGUCUCGACAAUGGGUUCUUGAAUUUUCAGGGAUGAAUAUACUGCUAGGUUUCACAAGGUGGUGCUUAAGCAAAAGUAUUGAUUUAGAAAGGGUUAACUUUGGUCCUUAUUUGCAUAAUGCAUUUCUUGAGAAGGCUUGUUGCUAUGUUUCUUCAGAAGACUGGGGAGGCAAAGACCAUAUUAUGCUUUAUAGUUUGUGGGGGUUAGCUGAGUUGAUAAAGCAUUCUGGAUAUGCAGUAAAUAACCAAGAAAUAUCUUGCGGUAGUAUGAAGUAUAGUGUUACUGAACUGCUAAACAAUCUUCACGAGGUCUUUAUUGACACAUAUAGUUCUGGUGUUCGGUGGUUUGCUUCUUAUGUUCUUAGUUCUUUUGGAUUGUACGGUUUUCCAAAUAAAUUGGGAAAAAGAAUUGGCAAAGCACUUGGUGAGAACUAUCAUGCAGAUAUAAAACUCGUGCUUGCAAGUGGAGAAUGUUUGAGUGUUCAUGGUGUUAUUCUUGCUGUCAGAUGCCCAUCUCUAUUACCUUUUCAAGAGCUCCAUCAAAGAGACAAAAUAGCUAACUCUUCAGUACCAUGCCCUUUGGGAGAUGAUCUCAAGAAAGAAGUAAGAUUAUCUGCGCACGUUGAUCUCCAAGCAUUGUUGAAGUUGUUGGACUUUGUAUAUUUGGGAUAUUUAGAAACAGAUGAAGAACUAUUGACGAAGUUGAAAAGAAUUUCUAAAGGCUGUAAGCUCCAGCAUCUGCUACAAAUGCUUUGUAGGAAAAUUCCAAGAUGGGGCACUCCAUUCCCGGCUUCUAAUCUUUCUCUUGGUCUUGGCUCACUUGGACAUCAUUUUUCGGAUAUCAUAUUGGAAGCUAAAUCAACUGAAUUGCAAAGCUGGAGUUGUGAUAUUUGCCCUGUUUCGGUGCCACAUAUGCAUGUUCAUAAAGUUAUAUUAUCGACAAGUUGUGAAUAUCUGCGUGCUUUGUUUAACUCAGGAAUGCAGGAGAGCCACUCACAAACUAUUAAGGUUCCAAUUAGCUGGGAAGCACUGGUUAAAUUAGUAGCCUGGUUCUACACUGAUGAGAUUCCAAAUCCUCCAUCUGGAUGCAUAUGGGAGAACAUGAGUACUAAAGAGAAGCUAUAUGAGCUAGAACCAUAUGUUGAACUUUGUUGGCUUGCCGAGUUUUGGUUUUUAGAGAUUGCUCAGGAAGCCUGUUCAAACGUGAUUGUGUCUCGUCUUGAUUCAUCGAGAGAACUACCUAUUAAAAUAAUCCAAACCGCAGCCAGUUUAUCACUGUGGAAGUUGGCUGAGCUCGCAGCUACGUGUGUGGCUCCUUUCUUUCGGCAACUAUAUGAUUCUGGUGAACUUGAUGAUCUUGAUGAGUUCCUUAUUGAUAUGAUACGUUCUGCUUCUGUUCAAUAUUCUCAAGAGGGACAUAUUAAUUAGGUGAUUUGAAUUACUGAAAAAGGUUGGAACUUGAUGAGUAACUUUGUUCAUUUCAUUUAGUUGGGAAGUUUUGAUGGUUUCCUUCCCAAAUGAGAAGCAAGAAGAGAGUAUAUAGCAAUAGUUUCAAGAGUAAAAACUGUGAAAUUGUUUGUUAUAGAUUUGUUGAGUAAAUUAUAUACUAGUC
Messenger RNA from Cannabis sativa, 3445 nucleotides. RefSeq names its product BTB/POZ domain-containing protein At1g04390. NCBI's taxonomy places the organism in Eukaryota, Viridiplantae, Streptophyta, Magnoliopsida, Rosales, Cannabaceae. Gene Ontology annotation, molecular function: protein binding. Bases 241 to 3261 code for a protein of 1006 amino acids. The transcript has 8 exons. The record is from RefSeq and is a predicted model, not a curated record.